AUGCAGAACUUUCAAGUCGUACUCGAUGGUCGGAACUUGAGCAGCAUCUCUAUGACAACCUGUGUGGCUACGUCCGUCUUCGCAAAUUCAUAUCCUCCUUCAGCAUCUGUAUUCGCAGACAAUUCGAGAGAGGUCAUGACAAGGAUUCUAGGGUUCCUCGCAGCUCAACAAAAUCCUCUUUUGAUCAAUCUCUAUCCCUACUUUGCAUAUGCGUCUGAUCCUGUGAAUAUACGCUUGGACUAUGCUCAGUUCACAGCACCAGGCGUGGUGGUUCAGGACGGAGCUUUAGGAUAUACGAACAUGCUUGAUGCCAUGAUCGAUGCGUUCUUCUGGGCGAUGGAGAAAGUGGGAGUGAAUAACGUUGGCGUGGUGGUGUCUGAGAGUGGAUGGCCUUCUGGUGGAAAUGGCGAGAUCACGAAUCCGACAAUGGCUGCUACUUACAAUAAGAACUUCGCUAAGCGGAUCACAACACAGAAUGGAACGCCAAAGAAACCAGACGCUGUGAUUCCAGGUUUCAUUUUUGCAAUGUUCAAUGAGAAUCAAAAGCCUGCUGGCGUGGAGCAAAACUUUGGACUCUUCAUUCCUACAUCCAGGCAACCUGUUUAUCCGGUUUUUCCUCUUUAA
Prosopis cineraria is the source of this 624-nucleotide messenger RNA. RefSeq names its product probable glucan endo-1,3-beta-glucosidase BG4. Lineage: Eukaryota; Viridiplantae; Streptophyta; Magnoliopsida; Fabales; Fabaceae. Gene Ontology annotation, cellular component: plasma membrane. Gene Ontology annotation, biological process: carbohydrate metabolic process. Gene Ontology annotation, molecular function: hydrolase activity, hydrolyzing O-glycosyl compounds. The record is from RefSeq and is a predicted model, not a curated record. Bases 1 to 624 code for a protein of 207 amino acids. The transcript has a single exon.